AGCACGAGAGCAUGGCGGCGGUUGCGAGGCGUGAGGACGGGGCUGAGCAGGCCUGCGAGGGACAGCAGAUAAAUGAAGAUUUACUGCCAUGGUACCUAAAAACAUCGAAAUUAGCACUAGCUCUGGCUAUAAUUGGCAGCACACCCUCAGAAAAGAGCAGCAGAGAAUAUGCAGAGCAAUUGGCUAAUAGCUUAUAUCAGAAGGGAGUCGAAUGGAAGUUAAAGGCUGAGGCUUGGAAAGCUGAGGCAUUACACCUGCGUCAGAAGUUAUUUCUAACUCAAAUGCAACCUGAAGCAAGAUCAAAUGAUGGCACUGGAGCUAACUCUUCCACCUGCCUAGAAUUUUCAGCUCAAGAUCCUGUGAGCUUUAUGAAUGAGUCUGCUGUUCUAGAGGAUUCUGGUUGUGAUGUAUCUAAUGGUCAAGGAUCAGAUACUCAGGACCUAUUAACAAACUGCAGACUGAAAAAUGUUGAUUCUUAUUCAUUAACCAGUGAAGAAACAUUGCCAUUAGUUAAUUCCACAUUGCUCCCUGCUGCAUCAGACGCUGCCAGAGGGGAUGAAUUACAAGUGGUUAAGAAAAUGUUUAAUUUUCACACUCAGUUUUUACAGAGUUUAAUACGCAUUAGAAAGAUUGCAGCUGAUAGAACUCCAACAGCAGAAACAUUGACUUUAGCUGUUGACUACUCAAUAGUGAUAGACUCAGUGUCACAUUUUGCUGAGAGUUUGCUAGUUUUCUGUACAAAACCCAAAUCUCUACCUCCACCUUCUUUGCUGAUGCAAGCAACCGAGUCCCUUGUCAGCAUAAUGCAAGACGGUAAAUUGCCAUUGCCUGUCCUUGAGCAGUGUAUCAAGAGGGUAGAGGAACUUGUAAAGAAGUUGGUGAAAGUCAUUUUGGACAAUGUGGAAAUAAAUCGGUUCCAGGAACAGGAGAUGGUGGCUGAGCUUCUCAUUGUGCUUGGACAGUGCCCGUCUUUCAAUGCUCAGGUUUUUUCCUGCCUUCUCUCAGCAAUUAAUAAUUUCAUCGAUUAUCUUUGGCAGAUAAACCAGAUGGAGCUUGAUGUAUCUUCGUAUGAAAAUGUCUACUACCUAUUUUGGAUUCUGGAGCAGAUCUUGCAGCGCAGGAAGCCAGCAGGUAGUGGAGCCGCAGCUGUGAAUUUAGUGGAGCUGGAAAAACUGCAACAGAGAUUAGACCAGACAUUGCUUCAUCUAUCAAGUGAUUUCCCGUUGUUUACAGUGUACCUUUGGAAACUAGCAGGUCUGUUCGAUGCACAGCAGAAAGAGAACUGAAGUAUAGUUCCAUAUUUUACAAUCCAGCCUCAACUCUCUCAAACGUGUCAACUUCCCUGCAUGCUAAUUUUUAAAUACUUAAAACUUAUAAAGACCUCUAAAAAUGUUCAGAUGCAGUGAUGUACAAAACAAAAUCAGGAAAACUGCCCUUGUGUUCAAAUGUCUAAUA
Messenger RNA from Hypanus sabinus (Atlantic stingray), 1455 nucleotides. It is a transcript of the gene mei4, whose product is annotated as meiosis-specific, MEI4 homolog (S. cerevisiae). Bases 12 to 1286 code for a protein of 424 amino acids. Lineage: Eukaryota; Metazoa; Chordata; Chondrichthyes; Myliobatiformes; Dasyatidae. The record is from RefSeq and is a predicted model, not a curated record. Gene Ontology annotation, cellular component: lateral element. The transcript has 5 exons. Gene Ontology annotation, biological process: meiotic DNA double-strand break formation; spermatogenesis; homologous chromosome pairing at meiosis.